Coffea eugenioides is the source of this 1296-nucleotide messenger RNA. Its product is annotated as aspartic proteinase CDR1-like. The transcript has a single exon. Gene Ontology annotation, biological process: proteolysis. The record is from RefSeq and is a predicted model, not a curated record. Bases 1 to 1296 code for a protein of 431 amino acids. Gene Ontology annotation, cellular component: extracellular region. Gene Ontology annotation, molecular function: aspartic-type endopeptidase activity. NCBI's taxonomy places the organism in Eukaryota, Viridiplantae, Streptophyta, Magnoliopsida, Gentianales, Rubiaceae.
AUGAGGCUCAAUCCCAACGUUCUUUGCACUCCUUUGGCAACAAGAACAGUUGUGUUUCUUGUAUUUUGUUCUACGAUAUUGCUUCCUGUCCAAACAAACAAUGGUGGCUUUACAGCCGAUCUCAUCCGUCGGGAUUCAUCGAAAUCGCCCUUCUACAAUCCCCUCUUAACAACAUCACAACCUGUAAAGAAUGCAUUUCAACCUUCAUUGAAUCGUGCGAACCAAUUUGCAUCCACAAGUGUAGUACCAAAUGGUGGUGAAUAUCUCAUGAAAAUAUCCUACGGGACACCGCCGGUUGAGACACUAGCAAUUGUCGACACAGGCAGCGAUGUUACCUGGACGAUGUGCCUACCUUGUAAGACUUGUCACAAGUCAAUCUCUUCCCUCUUCAAUCCCAUAAAUUCAUCCACAUUUGAGCUAGUACCUUGUACAUCCAAAACAUGUCGCGAUUUUUCGUAUUCCUUUUGCAAUCAGGCUGAUGCUACCACCUGUGAAUACGAAGCAAUCUACGCGGAUCUUUCUUCCUCUAGGGGAGAUGUUGCAACUGAAACUAUAACUUUGGAAGGUUCCAUGGGGGAGAGGCUGUCUUUCUCUAAUUUUACUUUUGGAUGCGCUCAUCACUCGGAUGGUGACUUUACUGACGAGGGAAUGGGAUCUGGACUUGUUGGACUUGGAUUUGAGCAGCAAUCACUAAUUUCACAGCUUAGUUCUUCAUUUCAUGGCAAAUUCUCCUAUUGUUUUGGUCCACCAAAUGAGGUCUCAAACCCCGGAAAAAUAAGGUUUGGUAGCAAUCCAAUAUUUUUGCAAGGAAGCAGGGUUUCAACGCCACUGUAUUUUGGUUUUGCUUAUUCUCUGAAACUACAAGGUAUUAGCGUUGCAAAUACAAGAAUGGAGGAUAGUGAUGGUGCGCUUUCGUCCGGGGAAUUCAUCAUAGACUCGGGAACAACAUACACGCUUCUUCCAACACAACUCUAUUAUGCAUUUGAAUCCGCUAUCCAAGAUUACAUAGGGUCGCAAAAUAGAGUGGAUGACCCAAACAAUGACUUCAAAUUGUGUUAUUCUUCUUUAGUUGAUAGUGUUAUCCCCAAUAUUACCAUGCACUUUGCAGGUGCAGAUUUGGAGUUGAAUCCAGAAAGCAUCUUUCAGAGAACCUCACCUACUUCAGUCUGCCUGGGAUUUUUCCCCAGCGACAGUAUUGCCUUGCUCGGCAACUUGGCACAGGCCAACUUUUGGGUCGAAUACGACUUGAAAAACAAAAUUCUUUCAUUUCAACGUGCUGAUUGCGCUAGUCAAUGA